GGGUUUACUCGAUAACAGUGGUGGCCUCAUAUUUCUUUUAUAAAAUAAAUUAAAAUGUAUUAAUUAUUAAAUAACCUUAAUACAACCUGAGUAUAAAUUCUUUCUUCCUCUAGUUUUCAUCACAAAAUAACUACUCUUAGGCUUUCCCCAUCAGUUUAUGUUCUUUCCUUCUCUCGAAAUAUAAACCCUAAUCACAAUGAUUUAGCAGCAAUCAAUCUUUCUUACCAUCUAAAUCACCUUCUGUCCGCCGCCGUCUUCAAAACCAUGAAGAUCUUUCACGGAAACACUUCGUACGAUUUCACGGUUUCGCAGAAUAUUGGAGCCGCAUCGUCCGACGGUGAAGGGUUUAAAGUUGAAUUUGUUCAUAAGAAAUCGCAAUCGGAGCAACGGACAUCGCUCAAUAUCCCUUUCAUUGGCCAAAAUCAAAGCUCUUUAAUGUCAGAUUUAUUGCAAGAGUUCAAUGUUCCAGAACCUGUUCGCAACGAUAUGGCUGCGCAUUUCACCUUCCAAAUCGAUCGAAUGAACAGAUUAUCUCGCAGAAAUCGGGUUAAUGGAUUGAUUAAUGUGUUGGUGCGGCUGGAAGUGACGGAAAAUUCGUCGCAAAGAGUUGCGGCGAUUUCAAGAAGGAUGGAAUUGAGGAGGAUAGAGAGGGAUAGAGAGAUCAAUUUAUUGAUGUCGAUGGAUAGGGAGGUGGAGGUGGUGCCGCCUUUAGCAACCAAAAGGGAAGUGGUUGAGAAAUUGGAGCGAGAAGCAAUGGUGAUUGAUGAUGACGAUGAUUCAGAAUGUUCGAUUUGUUUGGAGAAGUUUCUAAAAGGAAUAGAGGUUUUAUUAGCCUUCUCCCUCGAGUGGAUACGGAUAUGAUUUGUCCACUAUCUUUUCCCUUAAAUCUAACUUUGUGCAGAAUGUUGGGUUGAUGAUCAUAACCAUGAUCAAUAAUACAUACUCCUAUAUUUGAUGUAGAUUAGUAAUGAAUUCUGAAUAGGAGUAUUACUUUUGUUUUCUCAUUUAUUUUUUUGUGAGUUUCAAUGUAAAUUUAAAAUAACACAAUUAUAAAAUUUCAAAUUAAUAUGUUUAUUUAUAUGAAUUGUUAGAGGAUUUGUAGCCAAAAU
This is a messenger RNA of Amaranthus tricolor (Joseph's coat), 1109 nucleotides long. RefSeq lists its product as uncharacterized. Lineage: Eukaryota; Viridiplantae; Streptophyta; Magnoliopsida; Caryophyllales; Amaranthaceae. The transcript is spliced from 2 exons. The record is from RefSeq and is a predicted model, not a curated record. The coding region runs from base 265 to 861 and encodes 198 amino acids.